CAUCAGUUCAGCCCGUGGAAGCAUUCGAGAGACGGACUCCAACCAUCAAACAAACCACGUGCAAACCUCCAACAACAACAGCAAUUUGGGAGACUUCGAAACCACAACAGCACCGCUGCAAGAAUAAAACAUGGCUGGACAACAGCCCGUCGCUACGGUUUACGUCCGGAAUUUGGAGGAGCGUGUCAAGCCCGAACCGCUCAAGGAGGCCCUGCGCGCCAUCUUUUCUGAGUAUGGCAACGUGAUUGACGUCGUGGCCAAGACAAAUCUCAAGGCCAAGGGUCAAGCAUUUGUCGUCUUCGACAAGCCCGAGUCUGCGCAGGCGGCGAUUGAGGACAUCCACGGCUUCGAGCUCUUCGACAAGCCGAUGCAGCUCGCCCUGGCGCGCACCCGAAGCGAUGCCACGGUGAUGCAGAAUGGCAACGAGGAGGAGUUUGACGCACACAAGCGCCGGCGCAUGGCCGAGAAGGACAAAAAGAAGGCCCUCGAGACCGCCGAAGAACAGAAGCGCCUCAAGCGUCCCAUGCCAGGCGCCGCCGCCGAAGUGGGCGCCCGCCCAGCCAAGAACGCCCGCGGCGCCGGUCUCAAGUCCACCGGAGCCGGCACCGCCGCCGUUGUGCCCGACGAGUACCUACCCCCCAACCGCAUCCUGUUCGUCCAGAACCUGCCCGACGACUUCGACAAGGACGCGCUCACGGGCAUCUUCGGCCGCUUCGAAGGCUUCCGCGAGGUCCGGACGGUGCCUGGCCGCAGCGGAAUCGCCUUCGUCGAAUACGAGGCCGAGGCGGGGGCUAUUACUGCCAAGGAGAACACGGCUAGCAUGCCGCUGAACAAUGGCGAAAAGAUAAUGAAGGUGACCUACCAGCGGCAGUAGAAUCCCUGUAUUCUAGAAAAGGGGUAUCGGUCCGGGAAGGGUUGUACUUUAGGUAAGGCGUUGGUUACGAUAAUUACAGAUUGCUGCUACCGUAGAUACCCAAUGCAAUAAAAGCAAGCAAGCAA
This is a messenger RNA of Chaetomium fimeti, 999 nucleotides long. RefSeq lists its product as uncharacterized. The coding region runs from base 131 to 874 and encodes 247 amino acids. The transcript is spliced from 3 exons. Gene Ontology annotation, cellular component: U1 snRNP. Gene Ontology annotation, biological process: mRNA splicing, via spliceosome. Gene Ontology annotation, molecular function: U1 snRNA binding. NCBI's taxonomy places the organism in Eukaryota, Fungi, Ascomycota, Sordariomycetes, Sordariales, Chaetomiaceae. The record is from RefSeq and is a predicted model, not a curated record.